Mesocricetus auratus (golden hamster) is the source of this 4546-nucleotide messenger RNA. RefSeq names its product ribosomal RNA processing 1B (gene Rrp1b). Gene Ontology annotation, cellular component: preribosome, large subunit precursor; preribosome, small subunit precursor; nucleus. Bases 105 to 2339 code for a protein of 744 amino acids. The transcript is spliced from 16 exons. Gene Ontology annotation, biological process: rRNA processing. The record is from RefSeq and is a predicted model, not a curated record. NCBI's taxonomy places the organism in Eukaryota, Metazoa, Chordata, Mammalia, Rodentia, Cricetidae.
CUGUGACGCCAUCACCCGCGCGCCGCUGCCCGUGCGCAGGCGCAGUAGAGACUGCUCGGAGGCGAGCUGCGCGCGCGCUACCCGGGGAUGCUUGAGCGGGCGCGAUGGCUCCCGCCAUGCAGUCGGCCGAGCUCCAGUUCGCCCAGAGGCUGGCCUCCAGCGAGAAAGGUGUCCGCGACCGCGCAGUGAGGAAGCUGCGGCAGUAUCUCAGCGCGAGGACGCAGAGCGACACAGGAGGUUUCACUCAGGAAGAACUCCUAAAAAUAUGGAAAGGACUCUUCUACUGCAUGUGGGUACAGGACGAGCCCCUUCUGCAGGAGGAGCUAGCGAACAUUAUUUCCCAACUCAUCCAUGUUGUUAACAGCUCAGAGGCUCAGCACCUGUUCAUUCAGACCUUCUGGCAGACCAUGAAUCGAGAGUGGCAGGGGAUAGACAAGCUACAGCUGGACAAGUACUGCAUGCUGAUCCGCCUGGUCCUGAGGCAGUCCUUUGAAGUUCUCAAGCGGAAUGCCUGGGAAGAAAGCCAAAUCAAGCUUUUUCUGGACAUCCUGAUGAAGGAGAUCCUGAGUCCCGAGAGCCAGUCUCCGGAUGGAGUGAAGACCCACUUGAUUGGUGUUUAUCUGGAUGAGCUCUCCUCUGUGGGAGGGAGGGAGCUCUUGGCGGAUCAGAACCUCAAGUUAAUUGAUCCAUUCUGCAGAAUUGCUGCCAAGACUAAGGACCACACGCUGGUACAGACUGUAGCUAGGGGCGUUUUUGAGGUCAUUGUAGAUCAGUCUGCUUCUGUACCUGAAGAGACUGUGGAAGAGCAGACAACCAGAGUAGGUGACGGUGGUCUCUCUGCCCAAGAGAUCCCUGCAAGCAAGCUGGCCUGUAGAAAAGCAGUCAGUGGGAAGAAGGCUGCACUGGGCGAAUGCCUCGGAGGUGGAGUUGUUGGCGGCAGAGAAAGAGACAGCUGUGCAGCCUUCAAGGAUUCGGGGUCACCUCUCCAGUUCGACUAUAAGGCUGUUGCUGAUCGACUCUUGGAAAUAGCCAAUUCAAAGAGCACCCCUCCCUUCAACCGGAAGCGGCUUUGCAGACUGAUCAGAAAGUUCCAGGACCUGUCUGAAGGCAAUAGUGCUCAGCUCGGUUCUGGUGAGGACAUUACUGCUGAUGAAAAUGGUCAAGCCCUCGGUCAAAAAAAGCACAAGAAAAAAAGAAAGAAGCUUUUAGAAAGAGCUGCCUUGGACAGGGAGAAAGGAAACACGGCCUCUCUUGAUGGUGAGGAGGACAGCGGAGGCAACGUUCACAAGAGAAAAAGGAGAAAGAAGAAGAGGAACCACUUGCAGACUGAGACUCAGGACCUGGAUGUUGUUACCAUGCCCCCAGCACAGGAUGCUGACAGCCAGUCUGAUGCUGCCGAGAGGCAGAGCCCACAGGCGUGUGUGACAGAGCCUGAAGCGGAGGCCGUGUCUGGCAUCAGGGAGAACAGCUCUGAGCCAGCACCCAUCUCACCCACACACAAUAAAAGGAAACGGCCGAGGAAGAAGAACCUGAGGGUCCACAGAGAGAUCUGGAAAUCCACCGCUUUACCUCAGGAGGAUGUGUCAGAGAAUGACCCUACCGGUGGGCAUCCUCAGAGCGCUGCUGCCCCAGUGUCUUCCUCAGAAGGUGUCCAAGCCCAGAAGAGGAAACGGAAACUCGGAGCUCUCCCUGUCAACAGUGGUGGCUUGACUGUGCAAAAGGCAGGCACCCCAACAAGCGCAGGGGAAGAGAAAGAUGACCAGACCGCCCUGCCCCAGUGUAAGAGGCCACAGAAGACAGUGUCCAGCAGUCUUGACCUCUAUGAUCUGUCUAGUCAGAAGACAGCAAUCUUAAAAAAGAGGAAAAAAAUGAAGCAGAUGUCAGACUUAGUGGAGCACAACGGAGUGUUGGAGUCCAGCGCCAGGCGGAUCCAAGCUCUGGGAAGCAACAGGCCUUUGAAAAAGCCACUGACGACAGAGGAUGACUUUGUGAAGUUUGACACCCACUUCUUACCAAAGCCCCUGUUCUUCAGGAAGGCAAAGAGUAGCUCUGCCAUGCAUCCCCGCGGUCCUGCUGUCCAGCUGAAUAAAACACCCUCCAGCUCCAAGAAAGUCACCUUUGGAUUGAACAGAAACAUGACUGCAGAAUUUAGGAAGACCGACAAGAGUAUCCUGGUCAGCCCCACAGGCCUCUCGAGAGUGGCCUUUAACCCUGAGCAGAGGCCACUCCACGGCGUGCUGAAGACCCCAACCAGCUCCCCCGCCAGCACUCCUCUGUCAGCCAUGAAGCUCCCAGCCACCACGCCAAAGCGAAGGCCAAGGGCUGCAGACUUCUUCUGAGAGCCAGAGCCCCUUUUUAAAGACUGCUUUUAUACUGGAUAUUCUAUAAGUUAUAACUUUUAAAUGUGGGCUUUUAAUUACUUUACAAAUCCCCGUGGGCGGGGCAAAUGUUCUGAACAUGAGCUGCGGUCCCCAUCCCUCCUUGCUGGGGGUGCAGACCAUGGUUCCUGUCUGAGUCCGUGCACACGCUCACAGGACAGAGUGCUGUUGGCGUGUGGAGCCCCUCCUCCAUGCCCAUUCUGCACCUGCCACAGUCGGUUGCCUUUCUGGUUACAUGUAGUCUCGGUCUGUCCCCAUGUGGAAGCAUGUCAGCUCAGGCCGCUCUGUGGGCACAUGGCUGUUUCUCCUAGUGAUGACUCUUGAAAACGAAUGAGCAAUAGUGUAGCUUUUCUACGUGUGACCAGCAGGGGGGUGGACAGGUGUGGGGUGGAGAAAAGCCACUGUCCAUGAGGCUUUCUCUCCUCUGCCCGGCCUGUCCCUGUCCCUGUCUUCCUACCUCUACAGCAAGCCCAAAGUGUCUUUUCAGGAGGGCCAGUGCCCCCCAGGCUGCUGCCCACAUCAGCACAGUUUCCCAGGCCUCGGGCAUAGAUCUUAAACUCAGUGAGUGUGCCCAGGGCCUCUCUUUUUCUCCCAUCGAGGCUUGUACCAGUGUUGUCUGGACCCCAGGCUCUUGGCAGAACAGGAAGUUGGCCUCCCAAGAGUGUGUGCACUGGCAGCCAUUGUUACCUAGAACACAAGCACCUGUGUCCACACAGGUUCUCUACAGCUGUCCGAGCUUGCCUUAGUGCAAAGCCCAGGGAGACACUCAGACUUCAGUGAAACAAAUCUGACUUCUUGAGAGCAAAGCCUGCUCCACAGCUGGAGGAAACUGCCUUGGGUCUGAGGGGUGGGGUGCCCUCAGGAAGGAGCACAGCGGGAGGUCCAGAUCCUCCUGGUCUGCAGGCUUGACUGGCAGGGCCUAGGCCCUGGCUCUCAGGCACUCGAGGCACUGUCAGCUUGCCUACUGUGCUCAGAGUAUCCCCGGGACCUCCUCCUUGGUGCACCCUGGUGCAGAAACUAUUCUCACACUGCUGCUUCCCAGGGGAGGAGGACUGCAGGGCACUAGCUACUGUGGGGCCUGCAGAGUUGGUACAUCUGCCUCCGGCUUCACUCCUUCACUGCCGAGGGGUCCACUUCCUACCGUUCGACCAACUGACUCAUGAAUGACAUUCCUGAUAGGAGUGCAGUGACUUUUCUUUGGCCUGCUCAAUGACAAAGUGUAUCAUUGGGCCAUAUUUUGUUAUUGUCACAAUAGGUUAUGUGCAGUGUAACUUGUGGUUGCAUGGUUACAGUGUGCUGAGUUUGACAGUUAUAUUCAAAACUGAAACCUGUGUAAAAAGGUUAAGGCAGCAAAUGCUGUUAGCUCUUCACUUAAAAUUUUCAACAUGUCUGACAGUUUUCCGUUUUAAAGAUAGGUUAAUACAGCCAAGUGGGUCAUAUGGUCCAAUGGUGUGGAACAAGACACCAGGCAGCAGUGGUAGAAACUUCCUCACAGCAUUUUUAUGCUAGCUACCCAUCCUGAGGGACCAGUGAAUAUCCUGGAAGCACACCUCCUGCCUAAAAGACUCCCAGGCGGAGGGCAACCUGUGAAUGCUGGGUAUACAGUGAGCACUGCCAUGUGAGGCCAGGGUUUUGGGUUUUAUUUCUUGUGUACACAGCACGGGAAGGAUGUACCAUGUGAAGGAGCACAUUUAGAAAGCAUCUUUGUCCUUGCAGCACGUUAUUUUCUCAAGUGAAACUGGUGGUAGACUUGGAAAUCUAGAGAAGCUGGCCUCGGUGCUGCGGACCUAAGUAGCAUUUGCAAAGACGCCAGUCUUAGUGAUGUGGACGUGGUCAUUCUUGCAGUUUAGUUUCAGGCUUCCUUUUUUCUCUUCCUCCCGCCCCUCAAGGUCUCAUUGUGUAUCCCAUAGGGCCCCACACUGGUGGUCAUCCUGCCUCAGCCUCCCUAAGUGCUGGGACACAAUCUCCUUUCUGAACUGAAGCACGAGAAGGAGUGGGAGGGGCCAGGGAGCAGUUGCCUCCCUGGGAAGUGGGUCAGUGUCUUCUCUGGACUGCGUGACUGCCCGAAGUGUUGUUUGUUUAUGAUCAAAUUGUAUUGGUGUCCCUGGAGCUUGUUGGGACAAAAAUCAAAGCCAAGACCAAUUAAAAGAAGUAUGUUUUUAUCCUCA